AUGUCAAAAAGUUAAAAGUUUUAUGGUGUAAUAUUUAUAAUGAGUACACUAAAACUUCUAAUUUAGGGAAGUGAAUCAUAAAAAGGAUUAAUGAUCAUCUUUUUGACAUAUAAUUAGGAUUGUAUAAUUAAAAAAGAAACCCUUAUUUCACUAAUUUUAGGCGUGUACUUGGAAUUAAGUUUAAAAUAUAGUAGAGUGUUUGAAGGUGAAGAUAUCUAAAUCUGGAUAAACUUAGGUAAGUUAUUAGAUAUAAUUUCCCUUUUCUAAAUUAUAUUGCAUUUAUGAGAAGAAUACUAGCUGACUGCUCUAAACAGAAUAAUCGAGUUUCUCUUUUGUAAUAAUAAACAAAAUUUUUUACUUUUUUAAGGUAAAUAAAUAAUAAUUUUAAAAAUUACUUAUUGCAAAUUGGCAGAUAAAAAUACAUGAAAAAAAUAUCGUCAUAUAAGUCUGAGAAGUCCCGUCCUAGCUAAAGAAUCAUCAUAUUAGAUGGUUCCUUAAAUUAUUCUAAAAAUAAUUAAAAAAGUUUUGUUUUGGAAAAGUGUAUAAUAUAUAUUUAUGAAAAAUUAGUUAAUAGAAUCGAGUUGACUAAAUGGCUGAAAUUUUUUACAAUCAAAUUUAAAGAUCUUAAAAAGCAACUCCCAAUUUAUAAAGUGAAAAGUAUAUUAAGGAUGAAAGCGAAGAGUGA
Messenger RNA from Paramecium primaurelia, 685 nucleotides. Lineage: Eukaryota; Ciliophora; Oligohymenophorea; Peniculida; Parameciidae. The record is from the annotation of a GenBank genome assembly.